AGAGAGAGAUUUACGAAUUGAUAGGUGGUCGCGUUUUGUUUGGCCGCACGUCUUUGCGCCAGAGGACUCUGGAGCAUUGAGUUUCCUUCUCUUAAAGGAUUAGUCCUCGCGAUGGCCACCAAGAGACUAAGGAGGGGUCGCUAUACUGGCGACACACAGCUGGUGGCUUCAGCUAGGAGCGCGUCCUGCGAGCACAACACAAUCCUGGCGCACUGACCUCGCGGAGAUUUGUGGAGCACCAGUCCCUUUACAUAUUCGAUUUUCAUCCUGAACCGCAUCUGACUUCCGUUUCUGAAGACUGACCGAGUCCUUUAUUCAUCCAGCAUUUGCGAUGACCACUGAAAGCGCGCAGCAGCAGCUGGACCCGCCGCCUCCCCUCAGGUCCAGCCCGGCAUCCAACAGCAUGCACUCGGCUCUCCAAAACACGCAGACAGUGCUGGAAAGCACCACUGCCACCGGCAAUAAAGGCAAGAAGUCCAAUUCAGGCAUGAGACGCCCAGAGAAGCCGCCUUAUUCCUACAUCGCCCUGAUAGUCAUGGCGAUCCAGAGCUCUCCGACAAAAAGGUUGACGCUGAGUGAAAUCUACCAGUUCCUCCAGGCUCGCUUCCCUUUCUUUAGGGGUUCCUACCAAGGCUGGAAGAACUCAGUCAGACACAAUCUGUCUCUCAACGAGUGUUUCAUCAAGCUGCCCAAGGGCCUCGGGAGGCCGGGUAAAGGUCACUACUGGACCAUAGAUCCCGGGAGCGAGUUCAUGUUCGAGGAGGGCUCUUUUCGACGCAGGCCUCGCGGAUUCCGAAGGAAAUGCCAAGCUCUCAAACCGAUGUACCGGAUGAUGAACGGAAUCGGCUUCGGCGCUUCAAUGCUGCCGCAAAACUUCGACUUCCAGUCGCCCUCCGCAUCACUGGCCUGCCACGCCAACAGCUACAAUCUGGACAUGAUGAGCAACGCGGUGCAGGGCGUCCACGCGGGAUACGACGGCCUCGGUGCUGGUCACCACGUCUCACACAUGUCUCCCAGUACAGGCUCUACGUACAUGACCGCGUGCCAAGUGGCCUCUAACGGAGAGUACGGGCCAGACAGCAGCAACAGCCCGCUGCACUCCCCGCCGACCAUGAGUGGCUCUCUGGAGUGCCAUUCGCCGUACGGAGCCGCUUCGGCUCAUUGGGCCUCAUCAGGUGUGUCUCCUUACAUUAAACAGCAGCCACUGUCCUCCAGCAGCCCGACCUCCUCUGGAUUACACUCCAGUAUGCCUCCGUAUUCUCUGGAGCAAAGCUAUCUGCAUCACAACGGCAGAGACUCGGCUGACAUCUCAGGGAUGUCUCGAUAUCAGUCCCACUCAUCGCCAGUCUGUGACAGAAAAGACUUUGUGCUGAACUUCAACGGCAUUACGUCGUUUCAUCCGUCCACCAGUGGAUCCUACUAUCAUCAUCAGCUACACCAUCACCAGGGAGUGUGUCAAGAUGUAAAGCCAUGCGUUAUGUAAUUUAAAGUAUGACAAGCAGCGAAAAAAAACACAAGGACUGAGCCCGCAAAUGACGAGAACCGGAAA
This is a messenger RNA of Danio rerio (zebrafish), 1549 nucleotides long. RefSeq names its product forkhead box F2a (gene foxf2a). Gene Ontology annotation, biological process: regulation of DNA-templated transcription; animal gross anatomical part developmental process. The record is from RefSeq and is marked provisional. Lineage: Eukaryota; Metazoa; Chordata; Actinopteri; Cypriniformes; Danionidae. Gene Ontology annotation, molecular function: DNA binding; DNA-binding transcription factor activity; sequence-specific DNA binding. Gene Ontology annotation, cellular component: nucleus.